Diabrotica balteata is the source of this 1187-nucleotide messenger RNA. Lineage: Eukaryota; Metazoa; Arthropoda; Insecta; Coleoptera; Chrysomelidae. The record is from the annotation of a GenBank genome assembly.
UUAUGAUGUGAUGUUAUGAUUGUAAUGAAAUUGUCAAAUUGUCAAAAAUUGUUUUUGUAUCUUAGUACCGGUGCAUAAUUUUAAUUAUGCAAUAUAUUUAUAACUAAAUAAUUUUGGCAAAAUGUCAGCUACUGGCAAUAUUCUAGUUGGUGGCGGAACGGGGUUUAUAGGCAAAUCCCUUUGUAAUUUACUAAAACAAAAAGGGUAUGGGGUAACUGUGAUAUCUCGAAUGCCAGGCAUUCACAGGAUAUCAUGGAAUGAAUUACAAGAAUCUGGUCUUCCAAAAGAUACUAAAGCAGUUGUGAAUCUAGCUGGUCAAAAUGUUAUGGACAUAACAAGAAGAUGGACUUCAGGUUUCAAACAGAAUGUAUUUCAUUCAAGAGUAAAUACUACGAAAACAUUAGCCUCUUUAAUUGAUAAGACAAAUGAAAAACCUAAUGUUUUUGUUACCAUAUCAGGAGUUGGUGCCUACAAGCCAAGCACAACAUCAGAAUAUACUGAAGACAGUGUUGUACAACCUUUUGACUUUUUUUCAGGGUUAUGCCGAGACUGGGAGAAUGCAGCACAAUUAAAUGAUAAUCAAUCAAAAUGUAGAUUAGCUACUAUUCGAAGUGGUGUUGUUUUAGGUAGAGAUGGUGGAAUGAUAAAACAAUUGUAUCUCCCAUUCUUUUUGGGAUUGGGGGGACCAGUUGGCAGUGGUUCUCAGUUUAUGCCCUGGAUUCAUAUUGAUGACCUAACACAUUUGAUCCUAUUUGCUAUUGAAAAUCCUAAAGUGGAUGGCAUAUUAAAUGGUGUUGCUGCUAAACCAUGUACCAACUUAGAAUUUUCUAAGGCAUUUGCAAAGGCGUUGAACAGACCUGCUAUAUUUCCUGUACCAACUUUUGUUUUUAAUGCUUUGUUGAGCAAAGAGAGAGCCAUUAUGAUAACAGAAGGUCAAAAAGUAAUUCCUAAAAAGACUAUUGCCCUAGGAUUUAAACACAAAUAUCCAGAUAUAGAAACUGCCUGUAAAGAACUGGUUGCCAAGAAAUAAUCUACAUUAAGAUUCAUCUUAAUAGAUCCUUUUGUGUGAGGAUGUAAAAUUAUCUAAAUGUCAGUGUGAUAAUACAAGAGUUUAGUUAAUAUUAUUAUGAUUUAUUUUUUAAAUUGUUAUUUUGAAGACUGUCAAUAAAAUUAGUUAAGUUACUUAU